GCCAGCGGAAGGGGACGGUGUGUGGGCUGGCUAGCUCUGGACAAAAGAAGAGGGCCACCCUGGGACAGCAGCUGCAGCCGUCGGCGGGGCAGAGUGCAGGUGGCCUGGCUGCUGUAGCUCCCAGGAGCUGCCCUGCCCUCCCCCAAACCUCCAGCCUCGUUCCUGCUCCAGGGCACCUCCAGUAGUUAACAGGUGGCUGUAGCAGACGGAAGUCGGACCCUGGGUGAGCCAAGGUCUCUUUCCGAGCUGGGCAUGGCCGACUCUGCACAGGCCCAGAAGCUGGUGUACCUGGUCACCGGGGGCUGCGGCUUCCUGGGGGAGCACGUGGUGCGAAUGUUGCUGCAGCGGGAGCCCCGUCUCGGGGAGCUGCGCGUCUUUGACCUACACCUGGGUCCCUGGCUGGAGGAGCUGAAGACAGGGCCUGUGAGGGUGACUGCCAUCCAGGGGGACGUGACCCAGGCCCACGAGGUGGCAGCAGCUGUGGCCGGAGCCCACGUGGUCAUCCACACAGCUGGGCUGGUGGAUGUGUUUGGCAGGGCCAGUCCAAAGACCAUCCAUGAGGUCAACGUGCAGGGCACCCGGAACGUGAUUGAGGCUUGUGUGCAGAAUGGAACACGGUUCCUGGUCUACACCAGCAGCAUGGAAGUUGUGGGGCCUAACACCAAAGGCCACCCCUUCUACAGGGGCAACGAGGACACCCCAUACGAAGCAGUGCACAGGCACCCCUAUCCUUGCAGCAAGGCCCUGGCCGAGUGGCUGGUCCUGGAGGCCAAUGGGAGGAAGGUCUGUGGGGGGCUGCCCCUGGUGACGUGUGCCCUUCGUCCCACGGGCAUCUACGGUGAAGGCCAUCAGAUAAUGAGGGACUUCUACCGCCAGGGCCUGCGCCUGGGGGGUCGGCUUUUCCGGGCCAUCCCGGCCUCUGUGGAGCAUGGCCGGGUCUAUGUAGGAAAUGUGGCCUGGAUGCACGUGCUGGCGGCCCGGGAACUGGAGCAGCGGGCGGCACUGAUGGGCGGCCAAGUGUACUUCUGCUAUGACGGAUCGCCCUACAAGAGCUAUGAGGACUUCAACAUGGAGUUCCUGGGCCCCUGCGGACUGCGGCUGGUGGGCGCCCGCCCGCUGGUGCCCUACUGGCUGCUGGUGUUCCUGGCCGCUCUCAAUGUCCUGCUGCAGUGGCUGCUGCGGCCGCUGCUGCUCUAUGCACCCCUGCUGAACCCCUACACGCUGGCUGUGGCCAAUACCACCUUCACUGUCAGCACUGACAAGGCUCAGCGCCAUUUCGGCUAUGAGCCCCUGUUCUCAUGGGAGGACAGCCGGACCCGCACCAUUCUCUGGGUACAGGCCACGGGGGGUUCAGCCCAGUGACGCAGGGCUGUGGCCUGGAGGCCCAUUGCAGCACAUCCACCCAGGUCCUGAGCCCUCACACAAGGCUGAAUUUCAGAGUGGAGGGAGGGCUCUAGGACUCAGAGCCCUUCACAUUUUUUUCUUUUUUUUUCAGACCAGGUCUGCCUCAGCCUCCUGAACAGCUGGGACACAGAUGCACACUACCACACCUGGCUUUUUUUUUUUUUUUUUUUUUUUGAGACAGGGUCUCACUGUAUUGCCCAGGCUAGUCUUGAACUCUUGGGCUCAAGUGAUCCUUUCAUCUGGGCCUCCCAAAGUGCUGGAACUACAGGUGUGAACCCCUGCGCCUGGCCCAAGCCCUCAUUUUCAAUCCCGGAGCCAUGAGUCUGUGUUGCGUCCUGACGCCUUUAAGUUCUAGGGCCGUCAGGACACAAGGGCAGGGUUUGGGGACAGGAGUGUCCAUCCUCCAUCCUCUCCAGGGCCAAUGGCUGCUUGGCCAGGGUCUGGUGCCCUGGCGACCUGCCCUGGCUCACUUCUGGCUUUGUGAGCAGGAAGAGAGCAGAGGCUCCCCUCCUGACAUCCACGGGCGACCUUCAGGCCUAGGUGCAGAGUGCAGAGGCGGCUCUGGUUCCUCCGGGCACCUAACCUCCCUCUUUGGGAGGUGAUGUUUCCAUUGCUUUUCCAAGGCCUCACCUUCGCCGUCUGUCUGAAUUCCCCUUUGGAGUGCUGCGGCCUCCCUCCGCUUUCACUUCCCACCUCUCUACCCAAGUUCCUUCCCGGCAGGUCGCCAGCCCUGUGGCUGGGGAUGCCCCCGAGCAUCUACAGUGAAGGCCAUGGAUGUUAUACCUGGCUGAGCCCGGAUUAAAAGCCUCGUCCAUGCCCAUG
Messenger RNA from Saimiri boliviensis boliviensis (Bolivian squirrel monkey), 2226 nucleotides. It is a transcript of the gene HSD3B7, whose product is annotated as hydroxy-delta-5-steroid dehydrogenase, 3 beta- and steroid delta-isomerase 7. Gene Ontology annotation, molecular function: oxidoreductase activity, acting on the CH-OH group of donors, NAD or NADP as acceptor. Lineage: Eukaryota; Metazoa; Chordata; Mammalia; Primates; Cebidae. Gene Ontology annotation, biological process: steroid biosynthetic process. The record is from RefSeq and is a predicted model, not a curated record.